UCUUCUUCUUCUUCUUCUUCUUCUUCUUCUUCUUCUUCUUCCCAGUCACCGCCGUCAUUUCACCGGAAACUCCAUAGCUCUCUCUAGCUUCGUUUCUUUAAUCAAGGACUCGCCUUUGAAUCAGACACAAUGGAGGUUGACAAGAAGGAGGAGAUAGCGUCUGAUUCAUCCGAGCAAGUGGUGAACCCAUGGGAAGUCUCCGCCAAAGACGGCGGCAAAAUCGACUACGACAAGCUCAUCGACCAAUUCGGAUGCCAGAGACUCGACGAAUCGCUGAUCGAUCGCGUUGAGAGGCUCACUUCUCGCCAACCUCACGUCUUCCUCCGCCGCGGCGUCUUCUUCGCACACAGAGACUUCGAUUUGGUUUUGGAUGCGUACGAGAGAGGAGACAAGUUCUAUCUCUACACUGGGAGAGGACCUUCUUCAGAGGCUUUGCAUUUGGGUCAUUUGAUUCCUUUCAUGUUUACCAAAUACUUGCAGGAAGCGUUCAAGGUUCCUCUCGUUAUACAGCUCACGGACGAUGAGAAGUGCAUGUGGAAGAACUUAUCGGUGGAGGAAAGUCAAAGGCUCGCUAGAGAGAACGCGAAAGAUAUCAUUGCUUGUGGGUUUGAUGUCACUAAGACGUUUAUUUUCUCGGACUUUGACUAUGUUGGCGGUGCUUUCUAUAAGAACAUGGUGAAGGUUGCAAAGUGCGUUACGCUUAAUAAGGCUAUGGGAAUCUUUGGCUUUUCUGGCGAAGAUCAUAUUGGGAAACUCAGUUUCCCUCCUGUCCAGGCAGUUCCAUCGUUUCCUAGCUCAUUCCCACACUUGUUCCCUGGCAAAGACAAGCUCCGUUGCUUGAUUCCUUGUGCAAUUGAUCAGGAUCCUUAUUUUAGGAUGACACGUGAUGUUGCACCACGGUUAGGCUAUAGCAAGCCUGCUCUGAUUGAGUCAUCAUUUUUCCCUGCUCUGCAGGGAGAGAAUGGAAAAAUGUCGGCAAGCGAUCCAAACUCGGCAAUCUACGUAACUGAUACUGCAAAAGACAUUAAAAACAAGAUAAACAGAUAUGCGUUCAGUGGUGGGCAAGACUCCAUCGAGAAGCACAGAGAAAUUGGAGCAAACCUUGAGGUGGAUAUACCAGUCAAGUAUCUUAGCUUCUUCUUAGAAGAUGAUGCUGAACUUGAACACAUAAAGAAGGAAUAUGGAGAAGGAAGAAUGCUAACGGGAGAAGUAAAGAAGAGACUCACUGAAGUUUUGACAGGAAUGGUGGAAAGACACCGCAUGGCUCGAGCUGCUGUUACUGAAGAGAUGGUGGAUGCGUUCAUGGCCGUGAGACCUCUCCCAAACAUGUUCGAGUAACUAGAUGAUUACCUCUCUUUGAAUUGUUUUCUGUUUUUAUUUGAUAGAUUUUUUGAAAUGAUGAAAUGAUUCCUGAAAUCUUGAAAAGAAUUUAUUUACAAUGAGAAUCAUUUUAUUAUUA
Molecule: messenger RNA, 1459 nt
Organism: Brassica napus (rape)
Lineage: Eukaryota; Viridiplantae; Streptophyta; Magnoliopsida; Brassicales; Brassicaceae
Product: tryptophan--tRNA ligase, cytoplasmic-like
Exons: 12
Coding region: 130-1338 (402 amino acids)
Biological process (GO): tryptophanyl-tRNA aminoacylation
Cellular component (GO): cytoplasm
Molecular function (GO): ATP binding; tryptophan-tRNA ligase activity
Source: RefSeq, a predicted model, not a curated record